Hylaeus volcanicus is the source of this 1870-nucleotide messenger RNA. Its product is annotated as odorant receptor 22c-like. Gene Ontology annotation, biological process: detection of chemical stimulus involved in sensory perception of smell; sensory perception of smell. Gene Ontology annotation, molecular function: olfactory receptor activity; odorant binding. The transcript is spliced from 7 exons. Gene Ontology annotation, cellular component: plasma membrane. Bases 1 to 825 code for a protein of 274 amino acids. Lineage: Eukaryota; Metazoa; Arthropoda; Insecta; Hymenoptera; Colletidae. The record is from RefSeq and is a predicted model, not a curated record.
AUGCUUAAAGUACUAAGUCGCUAUGAUCACGAUUUAGUAUCUUGUUUCGGAAUUAUUUGCGUCGUCACACUGUUAGCGUUUCCAUCGUUCCUCAACUUUCUGACGUCCAAGAACGUGACGCGAAUAGACUAUUUGAAGAUCACCGGAUUCUUCAUUGUCCAAGAGAAAUACUGUACCGUGGUGGCUAUUCACGCAAUAUUGACGUGCACGAUUGGAUUGCUGGUUUUAGCGUGUACCGAAUCGACGCUCGCAAUUUACGCGUGUUAUGUAUGUGGACUGUUUAGAAUUACUAGUUACCGAUUACGAAAUGCUGUAGACAACGCUGUGGGACAAAUUGUACAUAAUCGCAAUGGAUCCAGUCAUAGCAGUAUUCCUGAGGCUGUAGCUAUACACUCGAAAUCGCUGAGAAUCAUCGAAGAAUCGGCGGCUAUGUUAACGAUACCCUAUUUAGCAGCCAUUAUAAUAGCCAUAAUCUCCUUUGGUUUGAAUCUAUACCGACUUUUUCUAGCAACCGUGGACAUGAAUUCUCUAGAAUUAAUUUUCUCCGGGAUGCUGGUUACCAUUCACCUGGUGAUCGUGUUCUUGAAUAAUUACAACGGACAGAAAAUCAUAGACGACAGCGUGAGCGUAUUUUACGAAACAUACGACACUACGUGGUAUAGCAUCCCACCGAGUAUGCAGAAACUUCUUUUAAUGAUAAUGCGUAGAAGCUCGAUCGAAUGUGCUUUUAAUCUUGCCGAUUUGUUUACGCCGAGCUUCACUGGCUUUUCGACGAUGAUGAGCUCGUCGUUCUCGUAUUUCACUCUUCUGUAUUCGACGAGGUAGAAUGGAAACGAUGAUCGCGAGUCAUCACGAUGAUUACGACUCUCGAGGACGACGACGAUUACAAACUACUUAUUGCGCGACGAGGAAUAGUUCAGUGAAUAGUUCGGUUUCGGGUAGUAACGAAAUAUUUUAGUACAGUAAAAACUGGAUAAGUGGAAGAAAAUCGGGACUUAAGCAUUGCGGUUAUUCGGUCGAGGUUUCUAUUCUGUGUUUAUAUUUGGCUCGAGUCGAGCGCCGAACGUAGAAAAGGACAGAGAAAGAGAGAGAGAGAGAGAGAGAGAGAGAGAGAGAGAGAGAGAGAGAGAGGUCCGAGGGAAGAAAGCAGUAGGCAAAAGCGUAUCGGUGAGACAAUAGAAUCCUAAGAAAGCAUCUAUGGUAAGCUAUCGAGAUUUGAGAAUCAGGCCACCUUCACCGCGCCGACAAUCAUUUUAUUGACGAGUUCCAAAGAAAUUAAACCUAAAGAAACAUCGUUGCUGAUAGAUUUGCUGAAACCUAAUGGUGACUGAGAGUCACCUCUCGAGUGCAAAGGGUUGGUCGCCGAGCGUUGCAUUUACCCAAUAACUCCUGUCUUGCACUUAUCCAGUCUGUACUGUAAUAGACAAGAGGCACAAGAAUAGUAAAGACGUUACACGUAAUAAAUUAUAAUAGUAUGUCGUAUAAAUAGUGAAACGUGUAAUUUCAGAGCAAUGUUUUUGUUUAAUGCUCGUAAAGUACACGUGCCUUCAAUUUACGCAAUUUAGUUUUACUUUCCUUUACGUUCCCUCCUGAUUCCGUUACACACCGGAGCACCCUGAACACGAUCGGUUCCACCGUUUCACCGUUCACCAAUUUCAUUUCAGCUCGAUAGGUCUCAAUUCGAUCUUGAUAGGCGGUUACAGCAUUAUCGCGGAACAGAUCACUCGAAGGAUCCAAACUAUUCAGAGGUAAACUCGACAAGCCAUCGAGCUUGUCAGCCAUCGAGCUUGUCAACCAUCGACAAUUUCGAUAACAUCGACAUUUUCAGACGCGUAGGUGGAACUUCGAACGUGGUACGUGCUCCUGUGAA